UUUUGGGAGACUUAUCCCCACAAUGGGAAAGGCGGGAGCUCAGACAGCCCCGGGGUGGAUGUGGCCGGGCUGGUGGCCGGGCUGGUGGCCGGGCUGGUUCUGAUGAUCAUGGUCGGCGUCAUUGCCAUGUACUGGGUCAAGUACCGGUCCAAGGAGCGCAGGCAGCGCAGCGUCCACGUGCCCCUGAAUCCCGACGUGCCCCUGACCUGCCUCCCUGGGGACCCCAAGCCGCUGGGUCCCCCCGGGCUGCCCUCGUACCAGGAGGCACUGGAGGCGUCGGGAGUCCACGACGCGCCUCCCCCGCCUUAUCCCAGGGCUCCCAGCUCUUCCACCCAGCCCCGCUGAUCGGACCCACAGCCACUGGAUUGCUGCUGUGGGCGGGGGAGGGAGAUGUGGCGAGUGUGCGUCCGUGGGACACAAUGAGUGUGUGGAUGAAUGUGUGAGAUGCACGGUGAGUGUGCAACGCGUGAAGGGAAACGGGGUGAAUGUGUAGGUGUGAGUGUGCGAGGUGACCUUGCGAGGUGAGUGCAAAGGGGGUGCAAGGCAGAGGGCACAUGGGACUGGGGUGAGUGUGCAAGACUGGGGGGGCAUGUGUGAUGGGGCCAUGUAUGUAAGGCACGUGGGUGUAUGUGCCCGGGGUGUGCGUGCGUGAGUGAGACAUGAGGGUGCAUGUAAGUGUGAUGUGGGGCGAGUGUGUGAGGCUGGGGGCAUAUGUGAUGGGGAGUGGGUGUGCAACAUAUAAGGGAUAUGUGUGAUGGGGAGCGGGUGUGCGAGAUACACGGGGUGUGUGAAGUGGAGUGAGUGCAAGGAUGAGGAAUGUGAUGGAGAGCAGGUGUGCGAGACAUUGGGGCAUGUGUGGUGUGGGAUGAGUGUGCAAGGCUAGGGUCAUGUGCAACAGGGAUGGGUGAGUGUGCCAGACACAGGGGCAUGUGUGCCAGAGAUGAGUGAGAGACGGUGGGCGAGCACAUCCAAGCGUGCGAGACACAAGUCUGUGUGUGGAGGAGUGAGGGGGCACAAGCAUGCUGGGUGGUAUACACGCACAACGGGGUGAAUGUGAGGAUGAAGCGAGCGUGCGACACACUGAGCAUGUGUGCAAGGCACAAGUGUGUGCAUGGGCCGCGAGUGGCGUCUGACAGAGUGCUGGGCACUGGGGGUGCACCUGGCCCCCCAACCCUCUGUCCACCCCAUUCGGCAGCACAGAGGAGCCGGCUGGGGAUGGCGCUGACCCACCCGGUCCCCAUCCCCCUGGAGCCGGCUGCACCGGGGCUGGGACCCGCCUCCCGCACCGGGAUUGAUGUCAGCGUAAUAAAGCGCCAGCCGUUUGCUAGAA
Terrapene triunguis (Three-toed box turtle) is the source of this 1330-nucleotide messenger RNA. RefSeq names its product transmembrane gamma-carboxyglutamic acid protein 2-like. The coding region runs from base 103 to 345 and encodes 80 amino acids. NCBI's taxonomy places the organism in Eukaryota, Metazoa, Chordata, Testudines, Emydidae. The record is from RefSeq and is a predicted model, not a curated record. The transcript has 4 exons.